CGAGCGGGCGCGAGUCGUGGUAGGCGGCUGCAACCGCGUUGCUGACGAAGCCGAAGGGUCCACAGUAUAUAAGCUCCCUCUGGCAACGCUGCCAAAUACAUCACCGCCGCGCAGAACCCAAAGACAAGGGCAGAGCAGCGACGACACCUCAACACGCAUGCACAGGUGUCUGGACAGGAUAGUGUCGAGAGAUAGAAGGCAUAUUCCACUCAUUACUCACCUCCCCGCCGCGCCAGAGACGUCGUAACACCCUCCCUCCCCUCCGACCCCCGCAACAACCGGUGCCAUCGAAAGCAAGGCAUCGUUGCGCCUAGAUUGCGUGCGGCCGGCCUGCCAUAUUCUUUUUCCUCGCGACAGCAUUGCCUCGCUUCUGCGUCCAUUGUACCGGCGCACCAAGGCAGCCACACGCCAACCACCGCCAUCAUGACGAACACGCUGGUGGGCGACGUCUACCUCAAGGUCAUCGAAGAGGUCGUCGCGGCAUCGCAGGGCGAUUUCGAGGAGAGCGGUGUUGGCUCGCAGACACUGGGCGAAUUGCAGCAGGAAUGGCAGAACAAGCUCUCAGCCCGCGGCGUCGCACAGAUGCCUUGGGACCCCAAACCUGCUCAAGCGCCACCACCACCUCAGGUUGCUCCGUCGGCGCCGGCGAGCAGCGCCAGUGGACUCCCUGCCAGUCCGUAUGCCGGCAGCUAUGACCAUUCUCAGACUGCUGCAAAUGGCCAGCGGAUCAAGGCGGAGCCUGGUCAAGAGCAUCAGUAUCACGGCCUUCCUACUGGAAACUAUGCCCAGAAUAACGGCCAGCACAUCGCCGUACAGGGAGGCGCAGCUCGUGCUCAACAGCUCGUGCAGCAGCAAUUCGGCAACGCAGCAGCACCAUCCCUUGCUGCUAUGCAACGUGGAGGUCUGGCAUUACCCCUUCAGCAGCAACCGAAGCCACCACAAGGCCUCCAACUACCACAGGGCAGUCCAGCUGCGGCACAACAGCAGUUCCAGCAACAGCAACAAGCUGCUAUGGCACGUCAACAGCAUCAGUUACAGCAGCAGCAGCAGCAACAGGCUCAACCUCGCAUAAAAGUCGAGAACGAGAGCCCGCAGGUGCAGCAAGGCGGCUUUCAGCAUCCGCACUACAGCCAAACUGAUGGCGCCGAUGAAGGAGAAGAAGAAGAAGAUCUUGCUCAGUGGAAGGCCAUGUUGGCUGAGAGGCGAGCUGCUCAUGCUCAGCAUGGUGGUCAAUCUGACAGCCUGAUGCGCGAUCAAAUUAUGAGACUCUCGGCAGAUUUACAAAGCGGAUUGAUGCUUCCACUCCGUGACCAUCCUUCAUCGCGAUUGCAGAACAAGCAGAAGCGCCGCACAGCACCUCCGAAAGCGAUAGGAUCACCUUCAACUCCUGCUCUUGGCUCUUCCAUCUCACAAAUGGAUGGCGUUGAUGAGGACGAUGACGACGAUGAUGAGAAGCCAAAGCUCAAGGACGAAGAUGACCCUGAUGCCAUCAACUCAGACUUAGAUGACGAUGACGAUGACGGUCAAGGCGCUAUGGGCGACGAAGAUGACGAGACAAUCGACACCAUCCUGUGCACUUAUGAUAAAGUCCAGCGCGUCAAGAACAAAUGGAAGUGCACCCUCAAGGACGGCGUCAUGAGUGUCUCUGGCAAGGAGUGGGUUUUUCACAAGGGCAUGGGCGAGUUUGAGUGGUAG
Molecule: messenger RNA, 1695 nt
Organism: Sphaerulina musiva SO2202
Lineage: Eukaryota; Fungi; Ascomycota; Dothideomycetes; Mycosphaerellales; Mycosphaerellaceae
Product: transcription factor IIA, alpha/beta subunit
Exons: 3
Coding region: 424-1695 (423 amino acids)
Biological process (GO): transcription initiation at RNA polymerase II promoter; transcription by RNA polymerase II
Cellular component (GO): transcription factor TFIIA complex
Source: RefSeq, a predicted model, not a curated record